AUGACAGGCCUCGGCAUCGACCAGUUCCCAGAUUGCAUCGCGCAUUGCUUCAGAGACGGGGCACUUAGGGGAGAGGUCGUGAACCACAUGGCCCAGCGCGAGUUCUGCCUCCCAGCGUCACAGUACCUCUCCACCUGGGUCGGGGGUAGUGUCGCUCGGUGUGCCGUUUAUGACUGCUGGAAGGAGGACGCCAACUACUAUUCUUACAACGAGCUUAUUGCGAAAUGGGCAGCUCAGGUCUGCAAGCCGCCUAUUUCUGAAGCCACUUCGGCUACGCUGUUUACGUUGCCGACUGAAGGAACGGAGGAUUCUCGAGGAGGCGCCUGGAAGGCAUGA
Colletotrichum orchidophilum is the source of this 336-nucleotide messenger RNA. RefSeq lists its product as uncharacterized. The record is from RefSeq and is a predicted model, not a curated record. The coding region runs from base 1 to 336 and encodes 111 amino acids. NCBI's taxonomy places the organism in Eukaryota, Fungi, Ascomycota, Sordariomycetes, Glomerellales, Glomerellaceae. The transcript has a single exon.